CUUUGUUCAAGAUUACUUGUUUAUUUUGAGACAUGUGUAGACACAUUUGCAUAAAUGGACUGUGCAUAUUCUCAAGAAUUUACUGCAAUAACGGAAAAGGAAAGUUCAUCUGAAAGCAUCCAGACCGAAGAUUCUAAGAAAGAGGAAAUUAAAAGAUCAAAUGAGCCUGACUCGGAAAUACCAUGUUCCUCUACAGCAGGCCACGGAGCAAGUGAUCCUGCAACAGAAUCUACCGUAAGUUCGAGCUCCUCUUGUUGCCGAAUUUGUCAGGACAAUGGAGAAACAUCUGAGCCGUUGGAAACAAGUCGAUGUAGUUGUAAAGGUCAACUAUCGAAAGUGCAUCGCAGUUGCCUUAUUCAGUGGGUUCGAUACAAAGGCUCGAACCACUGUGAGAUAUGUUGCGGGACGUUUCGAGGUGUGUCGCCUCCAGCAAAUGCACUUGACGGCAAUCAACUUGAAGCUCUGGAAACUUUAAGACAACAGUUGGUUCAGUUCCAACCACUCUCCCACCGGAAACGGACAGCGCUUCUUGGUUUUAUUAUAUUUCUUCUCCUGGUUACCGGCUUGACAGGAAUACUGACAUUUGGUGCAGAUAGAGAAUUCCAAAGGGUCACAGGGGAUCCAUACGCAACAGAUCAUCAAAUGAAGAAAGCUCAUAUUGUAUUCUCGAUCUGUUUAUCAUUUCUGUUCUUCGCCGUUACUUUGACGCUUGGUUUAAUACUAUUAUGGUUGUUUAUAGAACUAUUUUUCUACAUUCAACGGCGGAGGGUUUUGCAACAAGCUGCAAACCGUAUGGCAGCCGAACUCAGGCGUAGGCAGCGGGCUGCGCAGGGAACUUCUUUGUGAAUAACUCAUAUGUGAUUGACAUUGACAAAGAAAUAAAGAAAACAAUACAGUUA
This is a messenger RNA of Ruditapes philippinarum (Manila clam), 899 nucleotides long. Its product is annotated as E3 ubiquitin-protein ligase MARCHF11-like. Lineage: Eukaryota; Metazoa; Mollusca; Bivalvia; Venerida; Veneridae. The record is from RefSeq and is a predicted model, not a curated record. Gene Ontology annotation, biological process: protein ubiquitination. The coding region runs from base 55 to 846 and encodes 263 amino acids. Gene Ontology annotation, molecular function: ubiquitin-protein transferase activity; zinc ion binding. The transcript is spliced from 4 exons.